This is a messenger RNA of Babesia ovata, 1683 nucleotides long. Its product is annotated as AT hook motif-containing protein, putative. The transcript has a single exon. The record is from RefSeq and is a predicted model, not a curated record. Bases 1 to 1683 code for a protein of 560 amino acids. Lineage: Eukaryota; Apicomplexa; Aconoidasida; Piroplasmida; Babesiidae.
AUGCAUAACGGAAAGAUCCACCUCACGCCUGACUUGGGCAGCAACACGGAGGGUGGUAAUAUUUUUCCCAUGACUAGAGCUGUCUAUCCGCAUCAGCAUGUUAUGCCGGCAUAUGCUUUGUCCGGUAUGAACUAUCAGCUCGGAAAUGAACAGCUCAAUGUACACGCAGAUUACAACUCGGAAACUGUACCUGAUGCGUUUUACGACGGAAUUGUGAAUCCCAUGUACAAUUUCGAAUCUCCCUACCUGUAUCGGGAGAACACGAGCAAUGUUCCGGAAAACGGUAACCGUGUGGUGAACGGCGGCGUCAAAGAAUAUCCAGAAGGCGCCAAACUAUACACGGAAAAUGAAAGACCAGAGAGUAGGUUCGCCUACGGCACCAAGGAAGCAGGGUACUACCCGGGAUGGCAUUACAAUGGAUAUCAAUAUAUGGGUGGAUACGGUAAUUCCUUACCGCCGACUAUGAACUACGGUGUUUCCCACCAUCCAAAACAUAUGGCGCAACCGCAUGCUCAUAUGUCCUCGCUCAGUACGGAGUGCGAUAUGAGUUCUACGCAGCUGCAUUACAGUUCCGGGAGUCGCGAACUUUGUCAACAUUCAACCUAUGCGUCUGACAGCACUCAAUCGGCGGAACAAUCAGUCGCUAGUGAAUCCUCCCCAAUGAUGCGAGCCACAUCACCUCUAGUGACUCCUCCGAAAAAGGAUUCACCCGCCAUGCACAGCGCUGAAUUAAACGUUACACAUGAAGUGGUCAACGGACCAUUGGUCUACAGGAAUGGGUUUAGCGGCGCGUUUUACAAUGACCAAGUUUCACGGCAAAAUGGAGAGGACAUUGGUGACCGGGGUUACAUGGACAACGGGUUUCAUGGAGAAGACAAGCAUGUAGUGAGCGGGCACAACGGAUGGAACGACAUAACGUACCCAAAUUAUGUGGCGGUGUCGGGAAUGAACACCAUGAAAGAUGCAGCUAACCAUCGCCACGCCGUCAUGCCGCGAUUCUACAAUGUCCCGCAAGCGCACUACGUCCCGCCCGUAGUGUAUCAUACCAAUGGAUGGGCUCAAAAGGGUUACGGUGGGGACACUAUUUCGCCGAAUCGAUACGCCGCAAUACCAGAUGGUACCAGCUAUUACGAUCAGAGUACCGACAUCGGGGCCAUGAAAUCAGAAGAAUACCUUGAUCGAAGCAUGACGGAUAUCAAUGGAAAUCAGAUGGAUCAGUCCAAUACCCAACACGUGGCGUCCCAACUGUCAGGUGUGUACGACUACGGUUACGAUCGCGGACAAUCGUCAAAUGACUUCUACAACCAAGGAAAUAUGAGCAAUUCCGGCACGCCGCAGCGCUCAACGGGAAUGGAUUACGGCGAGGAGCCGCUGGAGAGCUCACCCGAGAGUAGCGAAGGCAUCAACCAAGACAUCAGCAUCGAGAGCCAAAAAAUUCUGAAUCGAUCCAACAUCGACUUCCUACGCAUGAGUGACUCGCUGUGGCAGACCCUGCGAAGCACGGGUAUGUUCAAGCUGGGUAACAAGGGACGAGCCAUACUCAAGUCGAAGAUAUCUAAACAACUGAAAAUGAAUCCGCAACUACGUAUGCGAGCGCUGUGCAUUUCUGGUGUUCGCCGCGCAACAACGAGGCAACUAUUCCAGUUGGCACAGAUCUGUGGCAUCAAGUCGCACCUUAAGUGA